This is a messenger RNA of Symbiodinium sp. CCMP2456, 381 nucleotides long. The record is from the annotation of a GenBank genome assembly. Lineage: Eukaryota; Dinophyceae; Suessiales; Symbiodiniaceae.
GUCACAGCCAUCCGUCGGGUUCCCCAGCCCGGCGCUGCGGCGGGGGCCGCCGUCCAGGCCUCUGAGGAUUUGCAGCUUCGGCUCUGGGACACCCGGCAGGGAAUCCUAAAAGGCCCGGCCGCGGCAGUCCGGGCUGGCCCAAACCAGCUCAUUUGCCUGGAUGUCUCGCCGGACGGUAACUACGUGGCCUGUGGCUCCAAGGGCUUCUCCAGGGAGAACUGCGAGGUCAAAGUCUUCGACCUAAGAGCUUCACUUCAAGAGCUACACUCGCUCCCAUGCGCGGAUCAGACCAUCGAGGCGCUGCGUCAUGUUGGGAGCGAUCGCUGCCUCACCGCCAGCAAGGAUGGCCAUGUCCGAGCGGUAUCUCUUCCAUCGCCCAAG